AUGAUUGGAGAACUUUUCUUCUUGAGGUUUAUGUUUUUUGCUAAAGGCUUGUGGUGGAUCAUAUUGCUGAGAGCUUAUGGAAAACUCACCGGUGACUACACGUUGCAAGAGAGAAUUGAUGUUCAGACAGGGAUCAAGUUGAUCCUCAAGCUGCGUCUAGCUGACGGUUUCGACAUGUUCCUAACUCUUCUUGUGACUGAUGGGUCAUGCAUGAUUGAUAGAAGAAUGGGCAUUCAUGGCCAUCCACUUGAAAUCCAAGCAUUUUUAUACUCAGCUCUCCUCUGUGCUCGUGAGAUGCUCAACGUGAACGAUGAAACCAAGAACUUAGUCGCUGCCGUCAACAGUCGCCUAAGUGCUUUAUCCUUCCACAUCAGAGAGUACUAUUGGGUCGACAUCAAGAAGAUAAACAAGAUUUAUCGUUACAGCACUGAGGAGUAUUCACCGGAUGCGACCAACAAGUUCAACACAUAUCCAGAGCAGAUCCCUUCUUGGCUUGUGUACUGGAUCUCCAACAGAGGAGGUUACUUCAUAGGAAACCUCCAGCCUGCUCACAUGGAUUUCAGAUUCUUCACGCUUGGGAACCUCUGGGCUAUGAUUUAG
Raphanus sativus (radish) is the source of this 600-nucleotide messenger RNA. RefSeq names its product alkaline/neutral invertase C, mitochondrial-like. The transcript is spliced from 2 exons. Lineage: Eukaryota; Viridiplantae; Streptophyta; Magnoliopsida; Brassicales; Brassicaceae. Gene Ontology annotation, molecular function: endo-alpha-N-acetylgalactosaminidase activity; sucrose alpha-glucosidase activity. Gene Ontology annotation, cellular component: mitochondrion. Gene Ontology annotation, biological process: sucrose catabolic process. Bases 1 to 600 code for a protein of 199 amino acids. The record is from RefSeq and is a predicted model, not a curated record.